Messenger RNA from Purpureocillium lilacinum, 1269 nucleotides. RefSeq lists its product as uncharacterized. The record is from RefSeq and is a predicted model, not a curated record. Lineage: Eukaryota; Fungi; Ascomycota; Sordariomycetes; Hypocreales; Ophiocordycipitaceae.
AUGAACCGAGUUGCUUCCCUGACGGGGCUGGGGAGAGGAGCCAAAAUCCUCGCGAUAUGCGUCGUCUUCACCGGACUUGCCUUGCUGUUGCAAUCUCUGCACCUGCCUUCGGAGCUUUACAACUCACGAACUCGGACCAGCAACAGUGAAAUUGCUCAUUUAGCCCCGAAGAAGCCGGCCAACACCACUGUCAGUGCACUCGUCUUCUACGGGCGCAAGGAUAGAGUAUCAUGUCUGCGUUGCUACUUGGAGCGCAACCUGGUGGAAAAUGGUGGCUGGCUUGACGAAGUUCUGUGGGUUGUGAACACAGAUAAUGAAGGCGACCUCAGCUACCUCAACGAGAUAAUCGAGAGCAAUCCGGCCGUUCACCGCAAGCUAGUCAUUCCAGGCGACAAGCUAUGGGUUUACUCAUACUACAAGGCCUGGCAACGAUUAGACCGAGGGAAAUACUACGUCAAGGUGGACGACGAUAUCCUCUGGAUGGCCGACGAUGCGAUCCCUCGGCUCGUCGCGCAAAAGAUAGCGCGUCCACAAGAUCUAGUCGUAUCGGCUAACAUCAUCAACAAUCCUCCGCUAGGGUUCAUGCACUACCAUAUGGGCGCUUUGCAUCCAUACUUUCCUGACACUGGGAGUCCCGCCCACAUGAAUGCCUCCACGCCUUGGAAGCCAUCGCAGCAUCCUUACUGGGAGGGUCCCGCGAACUACACAUGGCCACUCGAUAAGAAGCCUCCGCAUAAGAACCACAGGUGGCUCCGCGUUCAGAACGAGAACAUGAUGAGCCAGACACCUGCCGCAGAGCUUACUUACGACGUCUGGGGUCCAAGCUACGAGAGCUGGGCUAUCGCCGCGCAGAUGCAUUACUCCUUGCUCGAGAACAUCGAGAGAAACAGACUCGAUGUCUACAAAUUUGGCACAUGGGAUAUGCACGGACACCGGAUCCGUAUCAACUUCAUGUGCUUCUAUGCCGACGACAUCUUGGAUACAGACGUCGAAAAUUGGCCAAAGAACAGGGGUGACGAGGAUAUGGUUGUCCUCGACCUCCCAAAACAGUUGAAUCGCUCCGUCACCAUUGAAGGGAGAGCUUUAGGCGCUCACUUUCAGUACUCGGACCAGGGAGACCUGGUCGAUACAGACCUAUUGAAGCGAUACAAGGGACUUGCGGAUGAGCGCGCUUGUCAGUUCCCACGCCGCAAGCAUCACACCACAACCAUCGCCAGACCUCCCCCAAAGCCAACACAUAGAAGUCAACGCGCCAUGCAACCGCGAUAG